GUUCACAAGAGAGAAGCACGCAGCAAAUUGAAUUUAGUCGUUUACGUCACUUUGUAGCGAUUUUCACCAAAACUAAGCAUGUUUCGGCCUAUAGUUUCAUAUAAUACCAUUUCCACCGACCAACUUUAGUUGAUAAUACGUAUUGUAAAGUGCAGUAUCUUAACCAGCUACAUUUUAAAUGGUACAUCGAAAUAAUAUAUUUGAAAGGCAAACGCUUAUUUUCUUAUUCAGCUAACGCGUUAGCCAGCUAUUGACUGUUUAGACUGCAAACGGCAACUUCACAUGGCUUCUGUCCUGAAUGUUCAAACCCUACAGGGUUUAAGAAUAUUUCAACAGUCCGUGUCCUGCAAUGUUCUUUUAUUAUCUCAUCUUAGGAAAUUGAUAUGGACCAAAGGAUUUGUGUGGUUUGCCUCAAUUGGGCAAGGCAGGAUAGAAAAAGUCCUCAUUGCCAACAGAGGAGAAAUCGCCUGCCGUGUGAUGCGAACAGCAAAGAAGAUGGGUGUGCGCUCUGUGGCAGUAUACAGUGAUGCAGAUCGUCAUUCCAUGCAUGUGGCCAUGGCAGAUGAGGCCUAUAACAUUGGGCCAGCCGCAUCCCAGCAGAGUUACUUGUCCAUGAAGAAAGUCAUGGAGGUUGCCAAGAGGUCUGGAUCACAUGCUGUCCACCCAGGAUAUGGCUUCCUGUCAGAGAACACAGAGUUUGCUGAGGCAUGCAAACAGGAGGGUAUCAUCUUUAUUGGCCCUCCAUCAUCUGCUAUCAGAGACAUGGGUAUCAAAAGUACAUCAAAAUACAUAAUGUCAGCUGCGGGUGUUCCUAUCAUCGAGGGUUACCACGGAGAGGACCAAUCGGAUGAGAAGCUCCAAGCUGAGGCUGUCAGGAUAGGCUACCCAGUGAUGAUAAAGGCUGUGCGUGGCGGGGGUGGUAAAGGAAUGCGCAUUGCACACACCGCUGAAGACUUCCAUGAGCAGCUUGAGUCUGCGAGACGAGAGGCUCGCAAGUCCUUCAAUGAUGAUGUCAUGCUAGUGGAGAAAUUUGUAGAGGACCCCAGACAUGUGGAGGUCCAGGUUUUUGGGGACCAGUAUGGAAAUGCUGUCUACCUGUUUGAGAGGGAUUGCAGCGUGCAGAGAAGGCACCAGAAGAUCAUUGAGGAAGCACCAGGGCCUGGAAUUAGCAAGGACGUGAGGCGGAAACUGGGUGAGGCAGCCGUGAGAGCAGCCAAAGCCGUCAACUAUGUGGGAGCAGGCACUGUGGAGUUCAUCAUGGAUGCACAGCACAACUUCUUCUUCAUGGAGAUGAACACGCGUCUGCAGGUGGAGCACCCUGUGUCUGAGAUGAUCACUGGUACUGACCUGGUGGAGUGGCAGCUCAGGGUGGCUGCAGGCGAGAGGCUGCCCCUCCUGCAGGAGGAGAUAGAACUGAUGGGCCAUUCGUUUGAGGCCAGGAUAUACGCUGAGGACCCCAACAACGACUUCCUCCCUGGGGCAGGACCCCUCCUUCAUCUGUCUACACCCCUGGCAGACGAAUGCACACGCAUCGAGACAGGCGUCAGGGAAGGAGAUGAAGUGUCAGCCCACUACGACCCCAUGAUCGCUAAACUGGUGGUGUGGGGAGAGGACCGCUCUGCUGCUCUGAGGAAGCUCAGAUACUGCUUACGUCAGUACAACAUUGUAGGCCUCAACACCAAUAUUGACUUCCUGCUGAGUCUGUCUGGCCACCCAGAGUUUGAGGCAGGGAAUGUGACCACCAGCUUCAUCACCCAGCACUAUGAGCAGCUGUUCCCCAAGCCCAGCCCUCCCUCCAGGGCCACACUGUGUCAGGCUGCCCUGGGCCUGCUGCUCAGAGAGAGGGCCAGCACUCGAACCUUCAGAGACCAGUCCAACGAUCCCUUCUCUCCUUUUGCCUCCAGUAUCGGCAGGAGGGUGAACAUCCUAUGUAGUAGGAAUAUGACGCUCCAGCUGGGUGAAACUAAAGUGGAAUUAACGGUUACAUAUAAUCCAGAUGGGACCUACUCUAUGGAGAUUGGAGGGGAAGUGUUCCAGGUGUCAGGGGAGGUGGAGACAGAGGGACAGACAUCAUUCCUGCACUGCUCUGUCAACGGGGUGAAGUCCCGGCCCAAACUGGUCAUCCUGGAUAACACAGUACACCUCUUCUCUAUGGAGGGUAGUGCGGAGGUGAGCAUUCCAGUGCCCAAGUUCCUGGCUGGUGUGAGCACAGGAGCACAGGGAGGAGCUGUGGCACCCAUGACUGGGACCAUUGAGAAGGUGCUGGUGAAGGCAGGAGACACAGUGCAGAUGGGAGACUCCUUGAUGGUGAUGAAUGCCAUGAAAAUGGAGCACAUCAUCCGAGCACCCAAAGCUGGAGUCAUCAAGAAGGUGUUUUUCAAGGAUGGCUCCCAGGCCAACCGACACGCAGCCCUGGUAGAGUUUGAGGAGGCCGCUGAGGAAGAAUAAUCUAAUCCUCAUGUGUGAAUAUUUAUUUGUGAACUUUGAGACUAAGUUACUGUAGAAAUCAAAUGUACAAUCCUAAGGGAACACUGUACAGUUGCCAGAAAAUUGCCUUCAUGUUUUGUGGCAGAAAUGUGUCGAUAUUUAACAAUACUGGUAUAUUUGCUUAGGUUUUUUUUCUAAUCCAAAUUUUCUGAUGGCUGUGUAGAAGUCUGGCUUUUGUACUAUUCUCCUCUUGCAGUUUUCUCUUUGCAGACUGCCAUCUUUGAAGUCGUUUGUGGUGUUGUCAAAAUGAAAGGUGAUGUAAAAAAAAAAGUCAGUGAUUGGUUCUUCUCUAACCAAUCAGAAUUUUCAAAAUGCCACUUUACCAUCAGUUUCUGGGACCAAUUAGAUGGUCUAGAAUGGAUUUCUAUUUGGGGAGUUACUCAGAUCAAAUCAAAUUUUAUUUGUCACAUACACAUGGUUAGCAGAUGUUAAAUGCGAGUGUAGCGAAAUGCUUGUGCUUCUAGUUCCGACAAUGCAGUGAUAACCAACAAGUAAUCUAACUAA
Molecule: messenger RNA, 2991 nt
Organism: Oncorhynchus gorbuscha (pink salmon)
Lineage: Eukaryota; Metazoa; Chordata; Actinopteri; Salmoniformes; Salmonidae
Product: methylcrotonoyl-CoA carboxylase subunit alpha, mitochondrial-like
Exons: 19
Coding region: 283-2448 (721 amino acids)
Cellular component (GO): mitochondrion
Molecular function (GO): methylcrotonoyl-CoA carboxylase activity; metal ion binding; ATP binding
Source: RefSeq, a predicted model, not a curated record